AUGGACAGCUUGCCGAAACGGGACGCCAACUACGUCCCCCUGAGCCCCGUCACCUUCCUGCCUCGCGCCGCCGCCGUCUACGCCAAUCGCACCUCCCUCGUCUGCGGCGGCACCGCCUUCACCUGGCGCCAGACGCACGACCGAUGCCUCCGUCUCGCCGCGGCGCUCCAGGCCCUCGCCGUAUCCAGGAACGACGUCGUGUCCGUCCUCGCGCCCAACACGCCGGCGCUAUACGAGAUGCACUUCGCGGUCCCCAUGGCCGGCGCGGUCAUCAACGCCAUCAACACCCGCCUGGACGCUGCCGGCGUCGCCGCCAUCCUCAGGCACGCCGCCCCAAAGCUCCUCUUCGUGGACUACCAGUACAUCCGCGUCGCCACUGACGCCCUCAAAAGCAUCGCCAUCGACGCGGCCUUGCCGUUGCUGGUGGUCAUCGACGACAUCGACGCGCCGACAGGAGCGCGCGUGGGUGAGCUCGAGUACGAGGAUUUGCUGGCGCGAGGAGACCCGACGAGGCACCCGCCGCGCGUUGUCGAGGACGAGUGGGACGCCGUCGCGCUCAACUACACCUCCGGCACGACGUCGGCGCCCAAGGGCAUCGUGUACAGCCACCGCGGCGCGUACCUGAGCACGGUGGGGCUUCUACUCCAGUGGGGCGUGGCGCACGAGCCAGUGUACCUCUGGUCGCUCCCCAUGUUCCACUGCAACGGCUGGACCUUCACGUGGGGCGUGGCAGCGCGCGGCGGCGUCAAUGUCUGCGUCCGCACGCCCACCGCCGACGCCAUAUACUCCGCGAUCGCCGACCACGGCGUCACCCACAUGUGCGCGGCGCCUGUGCUGUUCAACAUCCUUCUAGAAUCUCGCCGCGAGCCGUUGACACGCCGCGUCGAGGUGCUCACUGGUGGCGCGGCGCCGCCGGCGCCACUGCUUGAGCGCGUGGAACAGCUCGGCUUCCACGUCACGCAUGCCUACGGCAUGACGGAGGCGACUGGACCAGCCAUGGUGUGCGAGUGGCGUGAGCAAUGGGACGCGCUACCGCCGCCCAAGCGCGCGCUGCUCAAGGCACGGCAGGGCGUGAGCGCGCUCUCCCUCGCCGAUGCCGACGUGAAGGACCUCAAUACCAUGCGGAGCGUGCCGCGGGACGGCGCUACCCUCGGCGAGAUCGUGCUCCGCGGGAGCAGCGUCAUGAAGGGAUACUAUAAGAACCCCGAGGCCACGGCGUCGGCUUUCCGCAGCGGGUGGUUCCUGACCGGCGACGUGGGCGUGGUGCACCCGGACGGGUACGUGGAGAUCAAGGACCGGUCCAAGGACGUGAUCAUAUCCGGCGGCGAGAACAUCAGCAGCGUGGAGGUUGAGGCGGCGCUGUACGGUCACCCGGCAGUGCUUGAGGCGGCGGUGGUCGCCAUGCCGCACCCGCACUGGGGCGAGACGCCGUGCGCGUUCGUCGCGCUGAAGAAACAGUCCGACUCCGGCGCUGCCGAGGUGAGCGAGGAGGAGCUUGUGUCCUUCUGCCGGAGCAAGAUGGCGCACUUCAUGGUGCCGAGGAAGGUGGUGUUCGUCGACGAUCUGCCCAAGAACGCCACGGGCAAGGUGCAGAAGCUCGCGCUACGCGAGAGAGCGCGCGGGCUCGAGCCCAGAGAUUCUGACAAGAAGAGGGCUGAGCCGGCCCAACCCGCCACAUCCAGGCUUUGA
This is a messenger RNA of Triticum turgidum subsp. durum (durum wheat), 1689 nucleotides long. The record is from the annotation of a GenBank genome assembly. Lineage: Eukaryota; Viridiplantae; Streptophyta; Magnoliopsida; Poales; Poaceae.